Acanthosepion pharaonis is the source of this 639-nucleotide messenger RNA. The record is from the annotation of a GenBank genome assembly. Lineage: Eukaryota; Metazoa; Mollusca; Cephalopoda; Sepiida; Sepiidae.
AUGUUUCCUUUUCUCCUUCUUUAUUCAUCCAAUAUUUUUUCUCCUUUCUCUUCCUUUUCUUCUUUCUUCCGUGCCUUUUUUUUUACUUUCUUUCCUCUGUUAGCUCUACUUGCUCUCAGUGCUUUUGUCCGUUGUUUUUUUUUUGUUCUUUCUCUCUUUCUCACACCUUCUCCUUCUUCUCCUAUUUCUUUCUCUUCUCAUCCUUCCUAUCUAAUCCUUAUCCUCCCCUCUCUUCUCGCUCUCAAAGAUUUUCCGUUCUUUCUUUCUUUCUUUCUUUCUUUCUUUCUUUCUUUCUUUCUUUCUUUCUUUCUUUCUCACACUCUUCUACCAUAUUCCUUCCUAUCUAAUCUUCCACUGUCAGUCUUUCUGUCUUUUUCUUUUUUCUUCCGUACUUUUUUUACUUUCUUUCCUCUUAACUCUUCUCGCUCUCAAUGCUUCUUUCGUUCUUUUUUUCUUUCACUCUCUUCUCUUUCUUCGUCUUCUCAUCAUUCCUAUCGAAUCUACGCAGCCAAUGUCAGCCCCCAUGAUGAGAUAUCUCCACUUUUUGUCCACAUUCGUGGAGAUAUUACGGCCGGGAUACAUGAUAAAUCUAUCUAUCUAUCUAUCUAUCUAUCUAUCUAUCUAUCUAUCUAUCUAUGA